Culicoides brevitarsis is the source of this 2609-nucleotide messenger RNA. Its product is annotated as putative sodium-dependent multivitamin transporter. The transcript is spliced from 6 exons. Gene Ontology annotation, biological process: transmembrane transport; sodium ion transport. NCBI's taxonomy places the organism in Eukaryota, Metazoa, Arthropoda, Insecta, Diptera, Ceratopogonidae. Gene Ontology annotation, molecular function: symporter activity. The record is from RefSeq and is a predicted model, not a curated record. Gene Ontology annotation, cellular component: membrane. Bases 479 to 2356 code for a protein of 625 amino acids.
CUUGAACGAUGUGAUACGCCGCGCCUGCGUAUUUCAAUAUAAUUCACAGUAAAAUUCUUAUGUAUUUUAUUAUUUACUGUGCAUUCUCUCAUCACUCAUAUUAUCAUCGAAUGUUUUCACUUUUUUUUAGUGUAAAAAAAUAUUUAUUGUGAACAAACAAAUAAUUUGUGUUAAAAAACUACAAAUUUUGUCAAUGCAGGAAAAGUCAUUCGAUCGUACGAUAAAAUAAGUCAAAAUACAGAAGUGAAUGUACCUGAAAAAUAUUAAAAAAAUAAAAAAAAAAUGAGUAGAGACACAACAAAAGUUAAAUUGAACCACAAUUGACGAUAAAAAGUGAUUCUGUUCAUGUGGUUUUAACAAAAAAAAAAAAGUUGUUCAUAAAAUUUGAUAUUCAGUCCAUAAAUUGGAACUUGAAUAUUCAUGAGAUUGAUUUAUGUUUAAGUUGUUGCUUAUUUAUUAAUUUUAACGUUCACACAAAAUGGCCACGUUUUCAGUAUGGGAUUAUGUGGUUUUUGGACUUAUGUUGGCCAUCUCUGCCGGCAUCGGGGUCUAUUAUCGAUGCACUGGUGGCAAACAAAAAACAACAAAAGAAUACCUGAUGGCUGAUCGAAGUAUGACAGUGUGGCCCGUCUCGUUCAGUCUCAUGGCCAGUUUCAUGUCUGCCGUCACCCUUUUGGGCGUUUCCAAUGAAAAUUAUCAAUUUGGAACGCAAUUUAUCGUCAUCAACAUUUCCUAUGGUCUCGCGACUCCGAUCGCCGCAUAUCUCUUUCUACCAGUAUUCUAUAGACUUCAAUCGAGCAGUGCCUACGAAUAUUUAGAGAAGCGAUUUGGCAAGGCGACGAGAUUUGUCGCAUCGGCCGCCUACACAGUGCAAAUGGUAUUAUACAUGGGAAUAGCGUUAUUCGCUCCAGCGCUGGCCUUGGAAGCGGUAACGGGCCUCCACAAAGACUGGUCUAUCAUAAUUAUCGGAGUAGUUUGUACUUUUUAUUCGACAAUUGGUGGCAUGAAGGCUGUGCUCGUGACUGACGUGUUCCAGUCGUUACUCAUGUUUGCGGCGAUUUGGUCGAUUAUCAUUUGGACCAUUAUCGAAGCUGGGGGAGUUGCUCCAAUUUUUGAAGCGGCAAGAGCGGGAGGACGAUUAGAAUUUUGGAAUUUCAGCGUGGAUCCCACAGUACGACACACAUGGUGGAGUCUCAUAAUUGGCGGCGGAUUUACAUAUCUUUCCUUGUACGCCGUCAACCAGGUGCAAGUUCAGCGAUUAUUGACCGUCAAAUCUCUGAAAAAAGCUCAAACUGCGUUAUGGAUCAACUGGCCCAUCCUCUCCUGCCUGUCUCUGUCAACGUCAUUUAGCGGUCUCUGCAUUUACUGGUACUACCGAACGUGUGAUCCCGUCGAAGAUGGUUACAUAUCGCAACGUGAUCAAGUAAUGCCCCUUUUUGUGGUCGACGCCAUGGGUCAUCUCAAAGGUUUGCCCGGACUUUUCGUCUCGGGCAUCUUUUCUGCGUGUCUUUCGUCGAUUUCUUCCGCUGUCAACUCACUGGCGGCCGUUUUCCUCGAAGACUACAUCAAACCCGUGUACAAAUGUGUCAGCAAAAAGCCUCUGGACGAGGGACAUUCGUCGUGGAUUUCAAAAUUAAUUGCACUCGUUUCCGGUUUACUUUGCAUCGGAGUCGCUUUUUGGGCGAAAAAUAUGGGAGGCGUGCUUCAAGCGUCUCUCACGAUUUUUGGCGUCAUUGGAGGACCACUUUUUGGUCUUUUUACGCUGGGAAUGUGCACGGUGCGAGGAAAUCAAAGAGGAGCAAUUUGUGGAGUGUUAUUGGGAUUGGCAUUCACGGCGUGGAUCGGAUUUGGGGGUCCGAAACCAAUUCCGCCAUCACUACCGUUCCUCAAUAGCACCACAGGAGACUGCUCGAUGUUCGACAGGAACAACACGAAAGUCUAUGAAAUGUUCCAGGUGCCAAUGUUUGAUGUCACGCCGCAAACACCGACUGAAUUACCGCAAUUUGAGAGACUUUUGUCGCAAGACAGCGAUACCAAAUCGUUUUUGAAGGAGGAAAAGCAGCCGUCAGACUACUUUUACUUGUACCGACUUUCUUACCUCUGGUCCGUCGUUCUUGGCUUCUUAGUGAGUCUCGUGCUCGGCUACGUCUUCAGUUUUUGCUUCGAGUUGGCAAAUUGUGCGGGCGAAGACAAAAUCCACAUCGAUGGAAACCAGUUCAAGAUCAACUAUGACCUCUUCGUGCCACCGUUAGCGAGGCAUUUGAAGAGAAAACAGACAUUGAACUCACCGCAUCUAAAUGGCUCUGGCACGAAAUACACCUUUGAUGCCAACACAAUUACCAACACAAAGUUAUAAUGAGCAGUGAUUUAGUUUAAGAAACCACAAAAACAGCCAUUUGUGGUCACAAAAAGUCUUAAAAAUAUUUAAAAAAAAACAAAGUCUUCCAUACAAAACUUAAGGAAAAAGUUACUAAAAUGAGUUUUAAGGUGCUUAAUUUUAUGAAAAGUUACAAAAUAUCGACAGUUUUUAGCAAUAAGUCAAUGUUUAUUCAAUGUUUUUAUUAUUUAUAUAAAGUGAUUAUGCUCAAAACACAAUAAAAAAAACUGAA